UUUGGCACCACCCAAAUAUUGCCACGUCAUGAAAUCCACACAUGUUGAUUGGUCCACAGUCCACUUAGCGUGCCUUCUUUCAACUUCCACACCCGCUCCGGCUUCCCUUACAGAGAAUCUGAGCUGUCACUUUAUAAUACCUAAGGGAAAUGUUAAAACAAAUCCUAUAUUUCCCAAGGGAAACAAAAAACUGGAAAGUGUUUCCUCGCCGGUUCUUGUGUUCGAUAAAAAAAACCCAAUCACUGAUUGAAUCCUCCGAUUAUCAUGUCAAAUCCGGAAGACACUGCACCGAAGCAAGAAAACGGGGCCGUGGCGGCGGCGACUGCCCCUCCUGCCGCCGACGUGGAAAGCCAAACAACGGCGGCGACGGGUUUUGGGGUGUCGGAGAUCGUUAGCCGGUGGCGGAGGGAGGAUCUGUUAAGACGCCGCGCCUUGGCGCUGAGAGGAUGUGGUCUGAUACUUUCCUUGCUUGCGUUCGUCGUCAUGGCUUGCAAUAAACAUGGCGAUUGGAAAGAUUUCGACAAGUACGAAGAAUUCAGGUACCUGCUGGCAAUAGCAAUUCUGUCUACUUUAUAUACGGGCGUCCAAGUUUCGCGACAAGUUCGUGAACUUUCAACAGGGACAUCUAUGUUUCCACUCCGCAAAUCUGCCAUAAUCGACUUUAUUGGAGAUCAGAUUCUGGCUUACCUGCUAAUGUCGGCUGCAUCUUCGGCAAUUCCGAUGACAAACAGAAUGAGAGAAGGGUCAGACAACAUUUUUACAGAUUCCUUGGUAGCCUCCAUUUGCAUGUCCUUUUUCGCCUUCUUCUCCUUAGCCUUUUCUGCCGCCAUUUCAGGAUACAAACUCUCGACUCAAUCUUACAUAUGACCAUUCUUUGUUCUUACCAACGAGUUCUGUUUGUUCCUCCUGCAUAGUUAUUGCUUCAUUUCUCCAUUAUUUGUACACUUCCAUUUGUAAUUUUGAUUUGAGUCAUUAUUGCAAUGUGUAUAAUAUUGAGAGUCAAACACCAGUGACAUUUCGAUACAAAAAUCGACAAAUUUUUUAGAGUUAA
Molecule: messenger RNA, 1051 nt
Organism: Momordica charantia (bitter melon)
Lineage: Eukaryota; Viridiplantae; Streptophyta; Magnoliopsida; Cucurbitales; Cucurbitaceae
Product: CASP-like protein 4B1
Source: RefSeq, a predicted model, not a curated record